GAACCGGGGCCUUCUCGCUGUGAGGCAAGAGCGCUAACCACUGCGCCACCGUGCAGCCCUAAAAUAGUUUUGUUACAUUUAAUUAUUUUUUUUACUUUCACUUUGUUCAAAAUGUCCCUUCUUACAUAAACUCAAUUAAAAUUUUAACGUUUUUUAAAACCCUGUAGAGAUGCAAAUGUGUGGAUAUUCAUAUUAUUUUCUAACAUUUAUUUUAAAUUAAGGGAUAAUGAGUUAGAUAUAUAUUUAUAUAGGUAAGCUUGUUUAAAAAUGUGUUUCAUUGCCAACUGUGAUGUAAUGCUUAUUUCCACCACUGUGUGGCGCUAAUUUUGAGGUCAGUUACGUCAAUACGUUGAAUUUAUUUUUUAAUAUAUAAAUAUUAUCGGGAAAACAUGUCAUAAGUAAAAAAAAAAAACUAUCAGAUUUUAUUUAUUCCGCUUUUGUUUUGUCUCAGCUCAGACAACAGAGUGUCUGUUAAAUAUUUAAUUAUUUUUAUCGUUUAAUGUGGUGAUAGACAACAAUAGAUGUAUCUGUUGUUGAUUGAGAAAUUAAAGUUUUUUUUAUGCCAAAUCGUAAAAAAAUAAAAAAAAUUAAAAAGUUUUUUCUGCGCUUUAAGAAAUAAAUAAUAAGUUCUGUGUCGCAGAAAACAAACUUGACACUUUUUAAACGAUUUAUUUUCUUUUUAAUCUUUUUUUUCAGUUGUGCAAAAGUUUUGUUUUGUUGUCAUGAAGUUUCCGGUAUAAAUCUGAAAGGGAAAGUUUGGUAAACCCUCCUCACUGUCCUGGAUGAAGCCGCGCCUUCUCCACUCAUUGCGCUCUUGGCUCACAAGUGCGCUUUUACGCACAGCUGCAGCAUGACUCCACGUCGGCGCCCCGGCGCCCUGGGCGCUUUGCUCUGUCUCCUUCUCCGCCUGGACUCGUGGCGCGGAGCGUCCAGCUUCGAGCUGACUCUGCUCCACACCAACGACGUCCACGCUCGCAUCGAGGAGACCAGCGAGGACUCGUCCAAAUGCCACGAAGGCGCGGACUCGUGCUUCGCGGGGGUCGCCAGGAUGUUCACCAAAGUGACGGAGAUCCGGAGAAAGGAGACGCACGUGUUGUUUCUGGACGCAGGAGAUCAAUUUCAGGGGACGGUGUGGUUCAACUACUACAAAGGCAAAGAAGCGGCGCAUUUCAUGAACAAACUUGGCUAUGACGUCAUGACUUUUGGAAACCACGAGUUUGACAAUGGAGUGGACAGUCUGACCCAAAACUUCCUCCAGCGCGUAAACUUCUCCAUGGUGUGUGCCACCAUCAAACCGCUCCACAGUCUGGUUACCAACAUGAGCCGCUACUACAGACCGUACGCUGUUUUUACUGUGGGCACAGAGAAAGUAGCUGUGGUUGGUUACACCACCAAAGAAACCCCUUUCUUAUCUGCUCCGGGCCCUUAUCUGGAGUUUGAGGAUGAGGUAGAAGCCCUCCAGAACCAGGUCGACGAACUAGAGAGGCUGGGUGUGAAUAAGAUCAUCGCUCUGGGACAUUCCGGCUUCGAAGUGGACAAAGACAUCGCCAAGCGUGUGAGAGGAGUUGAUGUAGUGAUCGGAGGACACACCAACACCUUCCUGUACACAGGAAAGCCCCCUUCUACCGAAGUACCGAGAGGUCCUUAUCCUUUCUCUGUGAGCUCCGACGAUGGGAGAACUGUGCCGGUGGUCCAAGCGUUCGCCUUCGGGAAAUAUCUCGGCUACCUGAAGGUGACGUUCGACGAUGCUGGGAAUGUUAUAAAAGCUGUUGGAAACCCGAUCCUGAUGAACAGCAGCAUCGCUCAAGAUCCAGGGAUCUUGUCGGAGGUUGAGAAGUGGAAGAAGGGCUUGGAGCAGUUCUCUUCCCAGUACAUCGGACAAACUUUAGUCUACCUGAAUGGAACGUUUGAAGAGUGUCGAUUCAGGGAGUGUAACCUGGGAAACCUCAUCUGUGAUGCAAUGAUAUACAACUAUAUCAGGUAUUCCAGCGACCUGCAGUGGAAUCACGUGGGUGCUUGUAUGCUGAACAGUGGAACCAUACGGGCAACAAUCGACGAACGCAGAAAAAAUGGCUCCAUCACGAUGGAAGAGAUUCUCAGUGUCAUGCCGUUUGGAGGAACUUUUGACUUGGUCCAGCUGAAGGGAUCCACAGUGAAAAAGGCUUUUGAGCAUUCUGUUCACAGAUACGGGGGAAUGUCUGGAGAAUUUCUUCAAGUGUCAGGUAUCCGUGUGGAGUACGACCUCUCCAAACCUGUGAACCAGCGCGUUGUGUCGCUGUCAGUGCUUUGCACAGAAUGCCGCGUUCCCAAGUUUGAACCGCUGGACCCCCAAAAGACGUACACCGUGGUCAUGAACUCAUUCAUGGUGGGUGGAGGCGACGGCUACAGCGUGAUCCAAGAUGAAUUAUUGAAGCAUAACUCAGGUAAUUUGGACAUCACAGUUUUGGCCGAGUACAUCAAGGCCAUGGGACGCGUGUACCCCGCAGUAGAAGGCCGCAUCACCUUCAGGAACUCUGCAGCUUUUGCAGCUCCCAGUUUGGGCCUGAUGCUGCUGAGUUUUUGUCUUUUACUGAACCUCUGGAUCUGAUGCAGAACUUUUCUGGUCAAUGAAGGAGCUUGAUGGGUCAAUCAAGACGUAAACUACAGGUUUGCCUUCAGACUGACUCCAAAAUAAUAAUAAUAAUAAUAAAAAGAAUACAUAGAGAAUAUGGCAAAAAAACUUGAAAGGGCGUCACUUGGUUUUAAACUCGUCCACCUGAGGCAGCAGCACUCCACCCACCGAGAGAGAGCAAACUACCUAUAUAGAUAUGGGAAAAAAAUAAGUGUCUUUAAAGUCAGACAUUACUACCGCUCAAUGAUGUCAUCAAUAGUCGCCAGUCACCUACGUUAGCUGCCAGCCAAGGAAAAUAGAAGUGGCAGCGCAACGGCCGAGAUGUGGCCGCGGAAUCGACAAAAUUCAUAUAUAUAAUCCCACACGGAAAUAAUUUUUGAACUAAACAAACGGCUGAAGCACCGCCGUUUCCCUGCUGCUUACAGCGUCUAUUUAGCGGUUGAUCAAGGGAGGAUGCGUUUACACGUGAUUGAGGAGUGCUCUGGCAGUGGCGUGGACUCCGGCGUCUGUAUCACUGCGAUUCCACGAGCAUGCAUAACGUUGGCGUGUCUAAGUGUGUGUAGCAGAUUUUCCAACUUUUUAUGGCCGUCAAAUCCUGUGGGACCAGGCCUUCAAGGUGUCCUCUAAUUCUUGCAACUAUUACUAACGGUAUUUUUCUAUUGUUGACAACCAUAAUCUAAUGAGCUUUGGUUGUUUUUCCUCCCUGAACUAAAAUCACAAAAGAAAUGAUGGAUGGCUCAGCUGGUUGGGUGAAACUAACGGUUACUAAAAGCAGUUACUUUCUUGAAAAACUUGUUUAUGUGGAUGUUGUCUGACUUGUCUUGCUGUUUGUCUGUUGGUGUACAUGACUGACAUAUAACAAAAUGAAGAAAUUGUGGAGUGGAUUUUCAGUAAUGAGGGUGUUCCCUGUGAACAACUGUAACGGAUCGGAUAACUCACGCUACCAACAGAUUUAUCACCAUGUGAUGACAGCCAUGUAUUAUUAUUCAUUUACACUCAUAUUUCUGCUCCAGUCCCCUAAAAUAAGCCUAAUGACAUUUCAUAAAAAUAGACCCGCUUUUAUCAACCGGCAAAGGGAAAAGUUUGAUGAAAUAUUGAGUUAAAAUUAAAACUUUAUAACUACACUUUGGGUUUAAUAAAGCUUUCAACUGUAUAAGGUCAUAAAAACACAGUUUUCUGAUUCUUAAACUAAUUAGACUAAAUUAAUGGUUCAUUAAAAAAAAAAAAAAAGUUUCUAAUUCAGUGACAGAUGGGAACAAAAAUAGGAGCACAUUCCUGUUGUUCCACAUCGCCCGGGGGACCGUGUGCUGCACAGGCUUGUUUAAAACUGUUUGUUGCUCUUUCUUUAGGAAGUUAAACUUUUAGCUGAAGCAGAGAAUUAAGGACAGAAACCAGCUUCCCUGAAACAGUAGAAUUAGACAUCAGUGAAGUUGAGUCAUGGCAUCUGGACUUGAAAUCUCCACUCCAAGUGGCCUCUUGGUUGCAACAAUCUAAGUAUCUGCAUACUAUGAUAGUGCCACCACUGUGCUUUACAAUAGCCUAAUGUGUAUUUUGUACAGCUUAUUCUUCAUCUGUCUUUAAUUUGGAUGCAAAAGUUGCAAGAAAAUGUUAAUAUUUUUUUAUAUUUACUCAAAAAUAUGUUUUUAAAAUACUUUUUUUAGGCCUGACAGCAGUAAAAAAUAAAAACUGCAUCAAACCUUACUUGGAUGAGUUAUAAUGUUUUACCGCUCAGCCAAGUGCCUUUCAAACUACUUGGAUGAGUGGUAAUGAAAUGUUUAAAAUAAGAUUUUAAGACCAGAUGGAAUAUUCUACUACCAAAGUGGCUACACACCAUGAUAGUGCCACCUCUGUGCUUUACUACAGGUUAAUGUGUAGUUUGUAUAGCCUAAUUUGAAUGCAAAAGUUGCAAGUAUGUUUUAAAUAUUUUCAUAUUUACUCAGAAAUAUGUUUUAAAAAGUACAUUUGUUUUGAGAUCUGAAAGCUGUAUAAAACUUUAUGUAAAAACAUAUUAAAAAAAGACAUUGUGUAAA
Messenger RNA from Oryzias melastigma (Indian medaka), 4641 nucleotides. Its product is annotated as snake venom 5'-nucleotidase. Gene Ontology annotation, molecular function: 5'-nucleotidase activity; metal ion binding; nucleotide binding. Bases 851 to 2587 code for a protein of 578 amino acids. The transcript is spliced from 9 exons. Gene Ontology annotation, cellular component: plasma membrane. The record is from RefSeq and is a predicted model, not a curated record. Gene Ontology annotation, biological process: AMP catabolic process. Lineage: Eukaryota; Metazoa; Chordata; Actinopteri; Beloniformes; Adrianichthyidae.